CUGGAAUAGGCGUGCCCAUCUCCUUCAUCCCCUCUUUUUUUCUUCAUUUGCUUUUAAAACUCCCCUUAGGAGUGUAUGAGAGCAAUUUUGCUGCUUGUCUUCCCAGGGCAAGAAAAUAACGACAGGAGUGGAGAUUAUUUGCUGACUGGAGCAGUCCAGGUAUUUCCUUGCUGUAGUCUCUGCUGCUGAAGAAAGUUCCUCUCCUACUUUUGAAGAAGAACAGAAUCAAGGUUUUAAGACAAGCCAUCUGCUAUAGAGCCUGGGGCUCCAUGGCGACCUCAGGACCUCCUAGGGGCUGUGGCAACAUAAGCAGUGACUAUUACUUCCUCUGCAACACUGAAGCUGAUUGGGGGAUUGUUGUAGAAUCCUUGGCUACAGCUGGUAUUGUUAUCACAAUCAUCCUCUUGCUUGUGCUUCUUUUUCUGAUCUGUAAAGUCCAAGACAAUACAAAGCGAAGCCUGGUCCCCAUCCAGUUCCUCUACCUUCUGGGCACUCUAGGCAUCUUUGGUCUCACUUUUGCCUUCAUCAUCAGGCUCAAUGAAAGAACAGCCCCCACCCGCUUCUUCCUUUUUGGGGUCCUUUUUGCCCUGUGCUUUGCCUGUCUCCUUGCCCAUGCGUUUGACCUCAUCAAGCUGGUGCGAGGAAGAAGCCCAUUUUCAGGAUGGGUGUUGCUGGUGAUCACUAUCAGCUUGACCAUCGUGCAAAUUAUUAUAGCCAUACAGUAUGUGGCCAUCAACAUUGAAGCAUUGAAGAAAUUAGAGGAAAACCACAGCAUGGAUGAAAAAAGACGUGAAGAUUUUAUUUUACUUCUCAUCUAUGUUCUUUUCCUGAUGGCUCUCCUCUUUGUUGUUUCCAUGUUUGUUUUCUGUGGGUCAUACAAAAGAUGGAAGAGGCAUGGUGUGCACAUAUUCCUCACUAUCUUGGUCUCCAUCGGCAUCUGGGUGGCAUGGAUCAGCAUGCUUAUGAGAGGCAACCCAGAUUUGAAAAAACGACCAGAAUGGGAUGAUCCUGUCAUCAGUAUUGCUCUGCUUGCGAAUGGGUGGGUUUUCCUGAUAUUCUAUGCCGUGCCUGAACUCUGUUUCCUCACGGAUCCACAGAAGCCUGGUGACUACCCACCAGAAAAUAAUUUCUGCCAACCUAAAGUCAUGAAAAAAGCCUACGGAGUAGAGAACCGAGCCUAUGCGCAAGAAGAUAACAUACAAGCUGAAAACAGAGAUCGCCCGUAUGCUCCUUAUACCACUCAUUUCCAGCUGGAGAAUCUGGAGUCCCAACAAGAUUUCUCCAUUCCAAGGCCUAAAACACGGACCAGCCCUUACCAAGGGUACUCCGGAGGGAAAGGUGUCUAGUAACAACUCCACAAAAAACACAUGAAAAGCAAUAUUCAAUUGACUGAGGUGCUAGGAGCCAUAUGGCAGUACUUCAGUUUUAUGAAAUCAGGGACAUAGUUCAGCACUACGGUGGAUGAAGGAAGAUUUCUUCUUCUUCUCCGGCUCACCUUUUUAUUGUUUCUGCACAUAUGGCACUUUAAGCUUCUUCAUUCAUCAGAUUCCUUCAUUUAAUGAACUUCUAUAAACCUUCUCAGAUGUUCUCCCCUCAAAAAUUACCCUGCUCUCUUUUGCCACAUCCACAUUAGUCCCCUCUCAUGCCUGCAAGUUGUGGUGGUAAGCCUAAAGCAAGUUCCCUGCUCUACAUACAUAGACUCAUUAUGCGAUUUGGAAUCACAAUUGUACAGCAUUCUAAAUCACUUGUAGAGAUUGUAUAUGUGAAGCAGGUUACCUAUUUCAGACUUCCCUCCAACAAUGUGUGGGUAAUGAGAAGGAUGGUGCCAUCUUUCAAGGAAGACUAGAGAAUGUGUUCGUAAUUGUAUAAUGGGGUGAUUGCCCAAAUAGGGUUGUGACUUUUCUCAGUUCUAUUGCAUUUACGUAUUCACCUCAGCAUUUUGUCCAAGAUUAUUUUACAAUAUGUAACAAGCAGGAAAAAGACAUUCAGCACACUUAUGGUGCUUUACUCCCCAAAUGACUAAUCCAUCUUUGACCGGACAAUGCCUGAACUGACUGCAUUAACUUGUAUGUUUUCUCUCUCUCUUUGCCUUCCAAAGCACUGGAAUCAGCAAGAAUAUUCAAUGUAAACUGUAGUCUUUAGGUCCACUUCAUGCUUUCCUGGCCAUUCUAGCAUACUAGAAUCUGGAGUACUUUUAGCCCAGUUUUUAUUUAAGCAUCAUGUUCUCUCUUUCUCCAUAAACUCUGGUCAAAGAGCCAUGAAGGAUUCUGGUAUGUCUCAGUUGUAUACUUGCUUGAUACUUGUAAUGAAACCAUGCUUUGUGGUUCCUUCCUUUUAAAAGCCAGCCACUGCAUUGCGUGUUGAUUUUGGAAGAAGAUUUGGACAUACUUGAUGGAGCUCUCUGGUACUAAUAUGGCAACAACCCUUUACAGAGGAGACACAACUGGAUCUACUGGGGGGGAUUACUCGCAGGUCUCUUGAGCACUGAUUUCUGCCCCUCAUUGCUAUUACUGACUACUCUAGUCAGUAUUUAUUCAUGCACUUCUUUGCCAAAAGAACACAGAGCGCUCAGAUUUCUUCUCACCAGCCAUUGAUGCCUGUGGAGCAGAAGUGACCCUUGGUAAACCCUUUGUAAACAUUUUGUAUGGAAUAUCUAGACUGCUGUGACUGUGUAAUACAUAAAGACAAAUAUUAAGAGCUUCAAGAAUGAGUGUGACAUUUUAACAGUUGAAACAAUGGCUUGUUGGAGGAAAACAUGAGAUGAAUGGAGUGAAAUUUGUAAUCUGUGACAUGGAAUUCUUCUGAGGCAUAGAAUGGUUAAUGUCAUCAUUAACAAAAUGGUGUAGUGGAACAAUAAGGUACAAUUAGAGAAAGAAAUUUGGGGUGCAUGAUAGGGUGGAUGGCUGGGAGAAAUAGGGGUAGUGGAAACCUCAGGUACAUCAGUCUUAUGCUUAUUUAUCUGAGAGUGAGCCCCAUUGAACUCAGUGGGACUUUUUCUGAGUAGACACAUGUGAUAUUGCAAUGUAAAAAAAGUCCCAGCAUUCAUUUAGAUCCAUUUCAGGAUAAAUUGUCGUUGGUAAAAACACUGGGCAGCAAGAGUGCUUCCAGAAAAUUUGUUCAUAUCUUAGAGAAAAGAAUAAUAUUGACAGCUAGCUGAAGAAAAGUAAACACGAUCCAACAAAGUUUAAGUUCAUUUACACCUCAUUCUUUUUAAUGGGAGAAUGAGGCCUGUGCUUAUAUUUCUCCCACUGAAAUUACUUGGAAACACAAUUGCAAUUUGGGCGGGAGAUUCUCCUUAAAUACAUGAGAAAGGAGUAUUAAAGUUUUCUUUUUGUGCUUAUAACUAUAAUAUUUAUUUGUUUAUUUCACAUACUAUACUGAACACAAUGGUUAACACUAAAUAAAUAAUUAUA
Sceloporus undulatus (fence lizard) is the source of this 3413-nucleotide messenger RNA. RefSeq names its product retinoic acid-induced protein 3-like. The transcript has 4 exons. Gene Ontology annotation, biological process: G protein-coupled receptor signaling pathway. Gene Ontology annotation, cellular component: plasma membrane; intracellular membrane-bounded organelle; extracellular exosome. Gene Ontology annotation, molecular function: G protein-coupled receptor activity; protein kinase activator activity. The coding region runs from base 270 to 1346 and encodes 358 amino acids. Lineage: Eukaryota; Metazoa; Chordata; Lepidosauria; Squamata; Phrynosomatidae. The record is from RefSeq and is a predicted model, not a curated record.